Molecule: messenger RNA, 10847 nt
Organism: Porites lobata
Lineage: Eukaryota; Metazoa; Cnidaria; Anthozoa; Scleractinia; Poritidae
Source: the annotation of a GenBank genome assembly
AUGAAAAAUAUUAUUACCGCUGUGGAAAACCAAACGAAGAAGUCACUCGAAAGUUUAAAAGCAAAAAGAAGUGCGAUUCAGCAACAGAUAAAUGCCACCGAAUCAUCACUGAAGGAAGCUGAUAAACUAUUAAAACGAAGUACCACCGCGGAAGUUGUUCAACUUAAAAAAUCAUUACAGACAAUCUUCCAUGGAUUGAAUCAAACCGAGCCUAUUGUUUAUGACCCCAGUAGUCUAAAAACGUUUGGUUUCGUGAAAAAUCAGAAGAUGCUUGAUGUCGUCAACGAGGAAGACAUUGGAUUCUUGAAAGAACCUUCUCAAACAAAAGCAAGUGAAUCACUGGCUGAAGGUGAUGGACUGAAAGAAGGAACAGUAGCGCGUAAAGCUCAAUUCAAUUUGAUCACAAAAAGCGCAGAGAGAAAGCAGUGGUAUGAUGAAGUGGACCAUGUCACGGUAGAGAUCAAGGACGAACAAGAACGAGAAUGCGUGAACCAAGUGAAAAUAGAUGAUAACAAAAAUGGAAUCUACAAAAUCACUUAUUUUCCCAUAGUUCAGGGGGCAUUCAAAUUAUUAGUCAAGGUAAACGGGGAACAUAUUUCUUGUAGUCCUUUUACUGUGAUUUUAAAACCAUUUCAAGUCAAACCCGUUUUAUCUUUUGGAAAGGGUGGUUCGGGUGAUGGAAUGUUUCAGCUUCCUGUGGGGGUGGCAGUGAAUGAUAGGGACGAAAUAGUAGUAACUGACUGUGUGAACCAUCGGGUUCAAGUGUUUGACAGUAAUGGUACUUUCUUAAGAUCCUUUGGCCGCAAAGGUGAAAACGAUGGAGAGUUCAACUACCCUGUUGGAAUAGCCAUUAAUAAGGAUAGACAAAUUUUCGUAGCAGACCGUGAUAACCACAAAAUACAGAUCUUUAGCUGGGAGGGGAGGCACCUGGGUUCAUUUGGCGGCCAAGGAAGACUUGAUAGUCAGCUCUCUGAACCUCGGGGUUUAUCCUUAGAUAGUACUGGUAAUGUUAUUGUUGCUGAUCCAGGUAACAAACUGAUUAAGAUCUUUACCCCGGAUGGUAGGUUUGUAAUGAAGAUAGGUAGGCGGGGUUCAUUUAGUUUUCCUGUUCACUGUAUUCAGGGUGGUGAAUAUUUCGUAGUGUCAGACUACGGAGAACAUUGUAUCAAAGUAUUUAACAGGGAGGGGCAUUUUCAGUACAAAGUUGGUAAGCAAGGGGAUGGGAACGGGGAGUUGAAUUGUCCAUGGUUUCUGUCAGUGACUCGGUCAAAGCACCUGUUGGUUUGUGAUCGGAACAAUCAUAGAAUACAAGUCUUUGAACUAGAUGGUAAGUUUGUAGGAAAAUUUGGGACACGUGGCAGCAAAUUAGGAGAAUUCAAUUAUCCAUUCUCAGCAGCUGUUCUAAGUAAUGAUCAAAUUGUUACGUGCGACACUCUUGAUAAUCGAAUUCAGAUAUUUCAAUAAAAAUUGUCCUUUUUUCCCGGGGGAAAGGAGAAAGCAAAUCUCUCUUUGACUAAUAUAUGUAUUUCUCAGCUGUACAGCAGUGCUUUUAUUUUAUUGUAGCAAGUGAAGCCACAUUUAGUUCGAGGUGAAACCUUGUGGUGUUAAAUCAAGUUAUGUACAAAACUUACUUGUUAAAAGAAUGAGUCGACUUGGAUAUUCUUUUAAUAAAGUUCUAUAUUCGAUAAAUGAUUUCUUCUUUAAUUCUUACUAACAUUCAUUCUCAACCAAGUUACAGAAAGGUGGCAGUGGUAAGCUUUUUUUGAACAGAAAUACGUGAUUGCUAAAUUAAUAUCUAUUUGUGCUUGAAAAGCUCAUAAAUAUUCAAUAGGCAUAUUCUCGUUGAAGGACAUGAGAAAGUCAUUUUUUCGUAAACUUUUCUUAGAAUAAGAUUGUAAUGGGAAAAAAGUGCCGUGUUUGGACGUCAUAAUGAUCGCCUUUUUCCGGAGAAAUAUACAGUGAAAGACCAUAUUUCUAAUAUUAAGCUAGAAAAAGACGGUCAUUAUUACAUCCAAACACGGCACAAGGAUCUUUUUCCCCAUUACAAUCUUAACCUGAGAAAACUUUAAGAAAAAAUGUCCCGAAAAGCGCCCGAAAAUACAAACGAAAUGUGCUCAUGCCCCCUGGGCAUCCUAUAAUACUCCUUAAAUCGAAUAAAUUCAAUAUGGCCGCCGUAUCGGUAAAAAGGUCUAUUCUGAAGUCUUGGUUGUCAUUUUUUAAACAACACAAUCAAAAAGGGUUUGAAGAUGUUCAAAACACUCGCGGCACCACGUGAUUUAAAGAUUGCAUCGUCUUUUACACUAACGAUUUCUCGCCUUCUUAUUGGUCGAGAGCUAUGAUAUGGUAGAUGAGAAUACAGACCAUGGAAAUGACGUGAUGGUGAAGUAAUCACCCGCGCGAUUUUUGGAGAAAAGAACUGGGGGUCAAAAACUGUUAAUUAAGAAUGGAGAACAAUUUUCCAUGAUCAGAACUCUUAUCGGUCAUAGAUGACGUGAAAAUAUUCGAAACUAAAGUGGAACCAAGAGCGUGGUUUCACUACAAAGUUUUCAACAAUUUGACGUCAUUUCUAAGGUAGAUAACAGUACAUGUAUAUACUAUCGUUGUCGAUCCGUUUUUUACAAUAACAUUAAUUGUUAGUUUUGAGCAGACGUCAAACUAACAGCGUCAUUUAUUGAAUUGCUCCACAUAACAUCGAUUGCCAUGGAAACAAAGGUGCGCAAAAACAGGUGAGUAUGUAAGCAGUGUUGGGGGCACAGGCAAACCAGGGCUGUCGGGAACUGAGAUGGGAGGGGAGACACCUGGGUUCAUUUGGCGGCAUAGGAAACCCUGAUAGUCAGCUCUCUGACCCUUAGGGUUUAUCCUUAGAUAGUACUGGUAAUGUUAUUAUUGCUGAUACAGGUAACAAACUGAUUAAGAUCUUUACCCCGGAUGGUAGGUUUGUAAUGAAGAUAGGUGGGCAGGGUUCUUCUAGUUAGCCUGUUCACUGUGUUCAGUGUGGAGAAUAUUUCGUAGUGUCAGACCACAAUGAACAUUGUAUCAAAGUAUUUAACAGGGAGGGGCAUUUUCAGUACAAGUUUGGUAAGCAGGGGAAGGGAGACGGGGAGUUUAAUUAUCCAUGUUUUCUGUCAGUGACCCAGUCAAAGCACGUGUUGGUUUGUGAUGGGAAUAAUAAUAGAAUACAAGUCUUUGAAAUAGAUAGGAAGUUUGUAGGAAAAUUCGGUACAAAAGGCAGCAAAUUAGGAGAAUUCAAUUAUCCAUUCUCAACAGCUGUUCUAGGUAAUGACCAAAUUGUUGUAUCCGAGUACAACAAUCAUCGAAUUCAGAUAUUUCAAUAAAAAUUGUCUGUUUUUUACUGAGAAAACUAUAUAAUAAGCACAUCCCUCUUUGAUUAAUAAAUGAAUUUGUCAGCUGUACAGCAAUGCUAUAAUGUUGUUGUCGCCAAGUGAAGCCGCAUUUAGUUCGAGGUGAAACUUUGUGGUCUUAAAUCAAGUUCUGUAUAUAACUUAUUCGUUGAAGGAAUGAGUUAGCUGGAAUAUUUUUUAAAUAAAGCUCUGUAUUCGAUAAACGAUUUCUUCUUUAAUUCUUACCAAUAUUCAUUCUCAACCAAGUUACAGAAAGGUGGCAGUGGUAAGCUUUUUUAAAACAGAAAUACGUUAUUGUUAAAUAUCUAUUUGUGCUUCAAAAACUUACAAAUAUUCAAUAGGCAUACUCUCGUGGAAGAACAUGUAAAAUUCAUCUGACGACCGAAAAGUGAGAGGAGGAAUUGGAAUUCAGCAUUUGGGGAGUUGAAUGACUGAAACAAUGGAAUGCUAAUUAGGAUCAACAGGUCAUCAUUUGUAUUUUCAAAUCAAUUAAAAAGUGAAAAAUUCAACGCAAUCCUUACAGAUGCCAGAAUAGAUUUUCAGCCUAUUGAAAAGACCAAAAAAGAGUUAAUUUGAUAGAAGUUACCCAAAUAUGGAGUUUUUCAACCAAGAAAACACCGAAAACAAUACAUUUCGAAAUAUUAAGACUGCUUAGCAAGUGAAGAAUGAGUCAUAUAAGCAGUUCUUACCAGUACGCAAUUACGUAAAAUUUCCAUUGCCCCUCAUGUCGCUUUGGAAUCACUCUCCUUUAGCAACGUACGGUUAUCAACUGUGGAAACAGCCGAGCUUAAACAACAACAACGACAGUGACGGCGACGAGAUCGUUUUUUAUAAAAAAAAGAAAGCAAUUCGCCGCUUGUACAUCUCCCAUAAUACACCUUGUUUGCCCCCCAACAUUUUGCAUAACCUUUGAUUUUCAUUUCUCCUGGGUAUUACAGCCGUCCCAACAGAAAUUGAAAACAAUGCUUAUGCAAAAUUUUGGGGGGCAAAUAAGGUGCAUUUUGGGAGAUGUGCAUGUGACGAAUAGGUUAAGAUUAGCAACACAACAACUCUGCACAUGCACCACGCUAUUUUGUAAAUUUCUUUGCCGUUUUUACACGACUACGACAUGAAAAUGCCUAAUUAAAAUUUCACAUUUAUUGGAGGACGUUAACAAAUGACACCAAUUUUCUUUUUCUUUACCUGUACUUUGAUACAAUCCUUUAGGAUUUAUUAAAUUCCUGCCAGAAAAAUUCGCCAAAAAUUUGACACAGUGAAUGACAUGGAAUAACGGCGAUGAAGUUUGCAACACCGUGAAUUCACGUUUUUGUUGCCGCUUUAGCAUCGACGACGGCGACGGCAGCGAAAACGUCACUUUUAAAAUGAAUUUACGUUUUUUAAAACUUUGCUGCGUUUGUUCCAAUUCGUUGAAAAUGUCAAAUUUAAGCGAAUUUCCCUGCAGUUGAUUUCUUGGGGACCGCACUCAAGUUUAAAAAGAGACACAGAAAUUCAUUGUCUCGUGUUUGUGUCCUUUAUAAGAGUGAAAAUAGGCAUUUUCAUGUCGUAUACUGGGUAUGUAUAAAAAAGUUAAAUCUCAUGGUACUAUCAGUCACAUAGACGGAAGAAAAUCGGCGACAUCGUGAAUUUCAACUAUUAUUCUGAAUUUAUGAUGAAUCCGCGGCAAAUUUAGUCUUCAACUCUUCAAUUUUUGAACUCGUCUUUAUCAACAAUAUUUAUGCGAAGAUUUACACAUGUAAAGUGAAUUGGAACUUCAAAAAUGUGUAUUUAAGUUUCUAUAUUACCAGCUAGCUAAACGUUAUUUUCACAUUUAUUUGAAAUCCUUAUGGACUCUUACCCCUAUUAUCUUUAAUGAUCCACAAGGGUUUGGUCUACUUUUUCAUCCAAGGGUAUUCACUUUUAUGCUUUAUUUUUAAUUUAUUAAAAAGGGGAUUGUUAUGAACUAAUUUACCCUAGCAAAUUCUGCGAAGAUAUGAGUUGAAAACAUUAUCCGUGUAAUGUUAAAAUAUUCAACUCUUCUUUGUUUUUAUUCUUGUUGCUUUUUCAUGACAGGGGAAGGGCGAGGAUUUGAGAUAGCUCAAGGCCGUUUGGGUCCUGGGCGAAUCCACCACUGCAUGCGUUCAAUUGGACUAGCAGAACGAUCACUCGAACUUAUGGUUCAGCGGUCUUUAGAGAGAGUGGCCUUUGGAAAGCGUUUGGCCGAAAAGGUUUGUAGUAGAAGGUUCAAGGUCCUGUUGCACGACUGAAUCUGUUAGCCAAACAUGGCAAUGGGAUCCUACUGGUAGUUAAAACGGGUACGCCGGACGAUAACGUUGAGAAAUUUUGUUGCCAACGAGGGGCUUAGGGACUAGGCAAGGCCAUCAGUAGUAAUACCACUUACCUCAAUAGAUUACACUCGUAUGAUAGUCUGGUCGUGUAUUGCAUUUACUAACACGUUGUAUCACUGAUGUUUCUUUAGGGAAUGGUACAGGAGCAGAUCGCUCUGUCAAGAAUUGAAAUCGAACAGGCCAGACUGCUUGUGCUGAAGGCUGCACACACCAUCGAUUGCCAUGGAAACAAAGCUGCAAGAAAACAGGUGGGUAUGUCAGCAGUAUUGGGAGCACAGGGAAACCAGGGUGUCGGGAAUGUCACACGUGUGUUACCCCUUUAUAGUUCUAGUCUACAGUUUAGUGUGACUUAAGUUAGUGACCAAGCCGAAUUGAUCUUCCUCAGUUGUUGCAACGUGCCCUCUUCGUUGGGGGGUUAAGCAACGACGACGGUUUACAGGGUUUCGUACGGGUCAUGGAAAACCUGGAAAGUCAUGGAAUUGAAGUAUUUCAUUUUCAAGGUCUAGAAAGGCAUGGAGUUUAAUUGUCGGUCCUUGGGAGUCAUGGAAAAUUAAAAUUUUGUUUGAUAGACUAGUUACUGCCGAUGACAAGGCAAGGACAAUAUAAAAUAGAGAGAAGUGAUUGAACAGCGCGAACGCACGCAUUUUGGUGGACACCAGAGUUUGUGUCUGUUGAACUGUUUAAGGUCCAAAAAUACCCUAAAACAAGGAAAGUCCUAAAAAGGUUUGAAAGUGACAGCUAAACCUAAAGUCUUGGAAAAGUUUUAAAACGUCAUGGAAAAAGUCAUGGAAUUUGAAGUGCUCAAAAAAGUACGAACCCUAAGUUUAUAAUUAGAUUGGAAAAACAACAUUUUUGCACGUGCAUCACGCUUUUUUGUACAUUUCUUUGCCGUCACUACACGGCUACAACCGGUGAAAGUGCCUAAUUUCACGUUUUGUCCAGGACGUGAACGAAGACAACGACUUUCUUGUUCUUUUCCUGAACUUUAAUAUAGUGUUUUAGAAUACAACUCCAGAAAUUUUGCCAACAUCUGACGAAUUGAACGAGUUGGAAUAAGCGCGAUAAAAUUUGAAGCAGCGCGAAUUCACGUUUAUAGUGACGCUUUCGUAGACCUCGCCGUACGUCUUUGUCGCGUAAGCUCCCUAAUGUUCUCUAUCUCAACCUGAAGUUUUUCUGGCGGCUCUGUGUGAAAGAAAGUACGGAGCUGUGAACACGAAUGAAACAGCUGAACCUUUUCUUGUAUAUACCUCUUUUUUUGGUAAUUAGGUAGUGUACUGUUAUAGCAAGAUUAGUUUGAUGGCGAAAAUUUCAGUAGUGAUCUGUCUUGCUAUGACAGAUGAUAUUGAAUUUGCUUACCUGGUGAACCUACCAAAUUCCAGCGGAGAAUUGGUUUUGAAAAAGAGUGGCACAAGACUGUUUUACAUCGAUUGAGAACUUCACUGUUUAACUCUUGCAGACUGCUAUGGCAAAGAUCGCAGUUCCUCGCAUGGUUUGUAACGUUAUUGACCGAGCGAUUCAGGUGCAUGGUGGGAAGGGAGUAUCCCAGGAUACACCGCUGGCUUAUUUCUAUACAGGAGCUCGGAGUCUGCGCAUUGCUGAUGGCCCGGAUGAGGUUCACUUGGAGGCAGUGGCUAAACUUGAGCUGAAGGAAGCACUCAAAUCCAAGAUAUAACCUGGCUAUACCAUCCAUCUGGCCAUAGUUAUAAAGGUGAAAAGGUUAUGAAGCCGGUUAAGCUCCUUUGUUAUAUGUUUUCGUUGGCCUUUUUGGACCUGACAGUGCACAACUUUCUAUAACAUUCCUAUCAUUUUGAACUUACUGACCAAUAGAAACAUUGCCUGAAUUUAUUCAGUCAUAAUUUGUGGACAAAAAACAAAAGAAUUGUGCACGGUCGGGGAUCUUCCAACAUAAACUACAGCACCGUUGUUUUCGACUUUGAUGUUUGCCGGCUUUCAUGACCAGUCUCCUCUGCUUACCAUGAUCUGACACAACGAUAAAUCAACUACAUUUAAUCGAAUACUUAAUAAACAUAUGAUCGUAGUCCUCAGUGGGACUGUUGUUGACAGUGACUGACGUUUCGACAACCUGUUCCAUAGAAAUGUUAUUUAAAAAUUCAGUGACGGAUUUAGUAGGGAAGAAAGCAAUGACGUCGAAAUCUCUCGUUUUUCAUCAGUUACAUAGGUUUUAAUAACCACGAUGAUCAAUGUAUCAAGAACAGCACAAAACUUACGGUUUGAUGUACCAAAACAAUGCCUCUGUUCGUGUGCUUUAUACCGGUAUUUUAGCAUAUUUCUCUGCCAUAAUAAAAUGAAUAAUAAAAUUAAAGGUUUUAUGGAGAACGUGGGUUUCGUCUCCUUUGUCUUAACCUGCCCUAAGCUGUUUCAACCAUUGCAGUUGCACAAGUCAAAUUGAGCAUAUGUGGUAAACACAAAGUUUACAUCAAAAAAAAGAAACUUAGCAAGUCUACGUGUCACGUCAAAAUGUUAUGUAAUAGACCAUUUCACAGUUGUGGGUUUAGUAUCCUAGCCUUUGAGUGAACGUGAGGCUGAGGUUGGUCUUGUUUUGAUACAAACCUUCUUUCUUUUCUUAUGAAAAUUAUACUCAAAAACACUAAUUAGCAUAAGAACAACAUGAUUUAUAUAAUGAAGCAGGAAGGGUUGUAUCAAAACAAGGUCAACUCCAGCCUCGUUUAAAAUUUUAACUGUAAAAUGGGCUAUUACGUCACUUUUUCUUGAUGCGAACUUUGAGGACUAUGAACAAAGCUUAGCCAACAAAACAAAGCCAAAGAUGGGCGUUUAUCAAUCCCGCUCGCUGGAAAACAAAGAAGUAUGAAAGUACAAAUACUGCAAAAGUACGAAAGUACAUCUGCUUUGAACUUUUUGAGUUGGUGUAUUUAGGAAUUUAAUUUUUAAGCGUCAUUACACAACCUCCGUAUAAUAUUUCUGAUGCUAAAUAGAAUGACUCUGGGCAAAAACGAAUUACGCUAAAACAUUCCAAGAUAAAGAAAAGAUGAUUGAAAUAUAAACGAAUUUUUAUUCCCGCCGUGAAACGAGGGGACCUGGGCCUAGGUUAUGCUAUGUUGUCAUUUAGCUGUCGCGAUUUGUAACUGAAACAAUUGUGCUGUAUAGCAGGCUCUGUUAGGGACCUGUGACACAAUCAGAUUAUACUAUAGACUUGUACUAAACGCAUGAAAGUAGAAAGCAUGAACAUCUACUAAUGAGGAGAAGUUGUAGUAAUAUAAAUCCGCUUUAAAGCGUUAAGAUUGGUCCGUGGGUUAACUAACAUGAUAAUAUAUAGUACUUUCACACAGGGUUGUUUAGACUGUGUCAAGUCACCCUCUCCCCUCAAACAAAAUUGGAGAGAGAAACGGGAGCGGCAUUACACAGGCUAACAGUUGUUUUGCUUUUAUCUACACCGCAACCGUACUUGGUUUUACAUACUUCAUGCAUAGCUGUGGCUUUCACGCAUUCUUGCUUCACAAAGGACUUAAUCUUGAUCAUUUUACGUCUGGUUUAAGUUUCAAAAUAAUUGACUCUUACAGCAGCGAUCUUUGAUUGGCUCGUCGUCCUUUGUUUCCGAGAAAAGCUAAAGAUAGAAAGUCACAAGACUUCAUUGCUGGGUGUGGAGUGCAUCGAAGGUCACUUCGCCUUUGUUCCUAAAGCCAUCAUGGAUCUAACAAAGCUAUUUCACAAUCUUCGCGAAGAAGUGUCUUGUUCGGUGUGCUCGGACUUAUUUACGGAUCCUAAACAUCUCUCCUGCCUUCACAGUUUCUGCUUAAAGUGCCUCAAUCGAUGGUACGAAACCUGCGGCGGUGGAGAGGCCAUUAAAUGUCCAAAGUGCCAAACCUUAAGCAGAGUCCCUGCGAGCGGUGAUCUGAAAGAUCUUCCAACCAGCUUUUAUUUGAACGGCUUGAUCGAUGUUCUUGCUAUUAAAGAAUGCAAGAAGACUCAAGUGACAUGCGGAAACUGCGACAAGAAGUGCUCGGAAGCUUCGUAUUGUUUCCAGUGUUGCAUAUUUUAUUGCGAGCAUUGCUUAAUAUGUCAUAAUACCAUGCGAGACAAAAAGGAACACCGCGUAUUGGCAGUGAAAGAGUUCCAAGACAAGGACUACGAGGAUGUAUUGAAGCGACCAGUGUUUUGUUCAAAGGAACGACACCAGAAAGAAGAGCUUAAAUACUACUGCAAAGAAUGCGAGACAGCUCUUUGCCAAACUUGCGUCACUUUGAAUCACGGAGGUCAUGAUUUGAGAUUAAUCGAAGAAGAAGCCGAAAACAAAACACUCGAAAUAAAAUCUAUCCUUCAAUCGCAGAGAGAAGGGUUAGAUGCAAAACUAAACGUAAUUGUUCAGCUAGACGAGGACUGUGCUAAAGUGAUUCAACAAAGUGAAAUCGCCAAGAGAGAUGUCCAAAGGUUUGCUGAUGGCUUGAUCAAAACAAUUCAAGCAAAAAUGCAAAAUAUUAUUACCGCUGUGGAAAACCAAACGAAAAAGUCACUCGAAAGUUUAAAAGCAAAAAGAAGUGCGAUUCAGCAACAGAUAAAUGCCACCGAAUCAUCACUGGAGGAAGCUGAUAAACUUUUAAAACGAAGUACCACCGCGGAAGUUGUUCAACUCAAAAAAUCACUACAAACAAUUUUUCAGGGAUUGAAUCAAACCGAGCCUAUUGUUCAUGACCCAAGUAGUCUGCAAACUUUAGUUUUCGUGGAAAAUCAGAAGACGAUUGAUACCGUCAACGGGGAAGAACUUGGUUUCCUGUGCCUGGAAGAAGGUUAUCGAAAAAAACCGAGCGAAUUUUCGGCUGAAGGUGAAGGACUGAAAGAAGGAACUGUUGGGCGUAAAGCUCAAUUUAAUUUGUUCACAAGAAACGCGGAGAGAAAACAGUGGUAUAAUGAACACGACCUUGUAAAGGUAGAGAUCAAGGAUGAACAAGAACGAGAAUGCGUGACCCAAGUGAAAAUAGAUGAUAACAAGAAUGGAAUCUACAAAAUCACUUAUUUUCCCAUAGUUCAGGGGACAUUCAAAUUAUUAGUUCAGGUAAACGGGGAACAUAUUUCUUGUAGUCCUUUUACUGUGAUUUUACAACCAUUUCAAGUCAAACCCGUUUUAUCUUUUGGAAAGGAAGGCUCGGGUGAUGUUAAAAAAUCCUUUGGGGGUGGCAGUGAAUGA